UUCUAAAUCCAUCACAACGAGAAUCGUCGUCGCAUCCAGUUCGGUUCGAUCUGUGACGAUACCGACUGAAUGAACGACAAAAUUAAUCGAUGUUUACGGUGCAAGACCACUGGGGCUACCGGCGUCUUCGCCUCCAUUGACCUUUCCGACGCUACUUAUCCGGGUUUCAAAAUCUAGGGCCUCGUCAGCGGCGGCUUCAAAGGACUUGGAAACGUCCGAAGUCUUCGCGAUCGUGCGGAGGAACCUUGUGGCCAUCUUCAGGGUUCCACCAAUGAUGUAUGAGGCGGUAAUGACGGUAGUAAGGAUCGAGACGGUAAGUUUGGUUCUCCACGUCGUGGUUUUGUUCGCGGGGUCCUGGCCACUCUCUGUGAACCCAACCUGUUCUAGGGACAGAUUUCCAGAGUUCAUCGCACCUUCCAUUUUGCGGUAUACCUGUAAAAAGGUGGCCGGUAGCAGGACAAAGAAACCUCUGUAUGCUCUAUACAGAAUGAACAGAGUGUAGUAAACGCAAGCCUUGGUGGCGUAGACAAUCUUUUUGGAUUGGGAAUCGGAUUCGGACCCCUUUACGGUAGCUCUCUGGGCCAUUGCCUUGAAGUUGUUUCCAAUUUCAUUGAGGAGAACCCACAACGAUUUCUCACUCCCAAUAGAAGAUGAAUUUAAUGCCGCGACAUCCGGUGAAUCCGUCGCAACGAUUUCGACAGGGGAUGUAUUUUCAGUGGGAAUCAGGUCCUCUUCUUCCGUUCCCCCCUCGGCGUUCACUUCGUCUCCGUUAUCGCUUUCUUCAUUUUCUUUCGAACCCUGGAUUCCUCCCCAGAGUCCAGAUAGUGGAAGGCCUACCACUGGUCGUUGGCGGAGAAGGAACGGGGAGUGUCGACGGCUUCCUGAGGCCUGGGCGGCCGAAGGAAGUGGAAGCCGCGAGUCAUUCGGCAAUUGGAAGCCGAGACUUGAUGGAAGAGAAGCCACGGACGCCAGAAUGACAACCGAUCGGAGGAUUACAGCUGUUGAAGUCAUAGCAAUGGAUGAAAUGUUACAUAUGCGGUAUGUGUUCGUAGUGAACUUCGAGAAAACUCCAACACAGAUGAAAUGAAGAAAGAGUUGUGCGGUGCUCUAGCACUACUAAUAUAUCGUAGCAUGAAGGAAAAACGAGCGGUGAAUCUUUCUCAGAUGCGAAUUCCAUUGCGGUACAAUACUGUAUGGUAACAUACGAUAACAUACGAUUUUUAAGAUAACGAAGAAACUGAAAAACGUUCGUUUCUCACGUUGCAGUUGAAACAGGGACAGAAAAAACAGAUGAUGAUAAAACGAGCGUGCACGAAUGUACACGAAUGAACGACAAAACGGUCACGAACCCGGGACGGUCACCGGACCAUAAGGCCUAAGGGAGUACGGUACUCGUACAUAUUAAUCUUGUCGUAUGACGUAUGCAUAUGUUGCUAUAGUAUUAUCAUAUGAUACCCGUCCAAUUACUUGUAUAUUUCGUACGUUAGGUACGUACCGGUACGAGUACAAGUACAAGUAGGAGUACGAGUACGAGUUUCUCGUACUGUACUUCCUCACUUCCGAACGAUUGGUCCUUCAUGCCAAUCAUCGAAAGUGAAAUAACCCAAAACAACAUACGAGUUACUCGUAGCCAUGGCAGAAUUCAAUACAAGCCCAAUACUGAUAGAACAGAACACGACGAGGACACAAUAGAGUAAAUCGCAACAAAAUAAGGCAGCGAGAAUGAACAAACUUCAGAAUUCGAGAAAUAUAGCUGAAUGGAUUAUCAUUGCGUCCGCCAUUGCUAUUGUUCGUUGUCACGUUUCCAACCUCGCUAGCGGCAUCGUCGGCGCGGCUGCAUACGAUGGUACAGCAGACCGUGAUCCGGGAGAUUCAGCGAAGAACAUAGGCUGGGAUCCAAAACGUAGCCAUCCCUGUACGGUUGAAACGAUAUCUAUGGAAGACUUUUUGAAAAAAUACCGAAAGCAAGGGGGUCUGCCCCCCUUGUAUCCUCGACCACUGGUCAUCAAAUCGCGUUCCGGCAAUCCGCAGCGAAACCAAAGGUUCCAGGAGCUCACGCGGGAAGACACCAUCCGAGACUCAUUUCCCGCUAAUUUCACCGUGACAUUGUCCAGCUCGAAUUCGUUCAGCGAACACAGGCGGACCAUCCCCCUUUCCCAGUACCUGGAAGAAGUUGCCACCGGACCCCCCCUCGAUGCCGACACCAAAUCGAAUGAGACAUGGUACCUGUUCGGAGAAACCUAUUCAGAUGAAUGGAAAUCCCUAUUGAGCGAAUACCAGGUUCCUCCCUGUCAGGCUUGCUACGACGAAUCCCUAGUGGCCCUUUCCUUUGGGAUCGGGAACUCGGGAUCGGGGGUUCAGUGGCACAUCCACGGGCCCGGAUUCUCUGAGGCAAUUCACGGGCGCAAGCACUGGGUUUUGUAUCCGUUCGAAGAUCAACCCGCGUUCCACCCCGACCAAACGUCGUUGAAUUGGAUGCAUUACAACUACCCUUCGUUCGAACAAUUGGAAGACCGGCCAUUGGAAUGCACACUGGAUCCCGGGGAUUUGAUUUAUUUGUAAGUUCAUAUCCACAGAAAGAAGUGCGAACUCGGGGCGUUUGUGUAGUGCAGUGUAGUGUACUAUAGUGGGUUAUUGCUCGUCGUUCUUGUGGCUUCCGUGACGCCUUUGGUAGCUAUGGUUUACUUUAAUCCGAAUGUUCCCUGCCCUCUCCCCGUUUGUUCCGCAAAAUGCUUUUUGCGAUCACCCUAUCGUACGGAAACAAUUUCUGACAUUCCAAACUCGUUUUUUUUUGUCGUUUGCGCCAAACGAACGAACGAACGAACGUAAACAGUCCGGACAUGUGGUGGCAUGCUACGAUCAACGUUGAUGAUUAUACAGCUUUUGUCUCGACGUUUACACAAGAACAUUUGUUCCUAGAUCGGUCCGAAACGAAAAAAGCUUGGGCGUGAAAAACCACGGAUAGUUGUAAUGGAAUGUUGCCACAUGCAUUUAGCUGCUGUAAAGAAUCCACUAGGUUACAACGGUUCGUGACUAUUAUUUAGACUGUAUUUAUUAUCUAUGGGAAAAUCGUUUUAUUGUUUUGGCAAAAUAUUUUCCAAUUUUCCGAGGUCACAUUUGUGAUGAUGGAGUUGUUGUUCACCACUCCAUCCUCGCCUGUUUUAUUGCAGUAUUGUUUUGUUUUUGUUCAUUUCGUAGUGGCUGCCGAGGCACGCAUCAACUAGUAUCGUUUGAUUGUAAAUUGCAUGUAAGAAAAAGAGGAGCAUGGAAUCAUUUCCUAGUCGGCUCCCGCAAAUGGUCGAGGUGCGGUAUGGGCAUUCGUGGACGGUCUCAAUUCCUCUGGUGGUGGAGGCAAUCAAUGUCCACCAACUUGGCACUUUCUGCGUUUAGUUUAGUUUCUUCGAAGCGAAAUAUAUGCGCGGAUUUUGUGUUGUGUUUGCAAACAAAUCGCGGAAAAUCUCAACUCCGAUCAGGAUCUUGAUGUGUUCGUUAUUGUUUUGUGGUUCAUAUGUUUCUAUGUUCUAUUGAUUUCCGACCUUUGCUAGGUAUGAUUCAAGGGCGGCAGCUGCCAGAUCUACUUCCUUGUUCUCAUUCCCAUUGCUUGCAUUGAAAUCCACACCCGUGCAGCUGUCGUUGUUCACGAGCCGCGACUUUGCUUCCUCGGCAGCGGCUUGGGCCAGAGCGCUAACAGCUUCCACCUGGCUCUGGAAUGCUUGCGGACUGGCAAUUACAUUCACAAGUCGUUGGACAAAUACUUGUUGCAGAGUCUUAGGAAGAGUAUUGAGGGAGUGCCGUAGUUUUUCUACAAGCUUUGCGUCGACUUUUUCUUCUUGCAUUGGCUUAGAUGGAUGCAAUGACAUGGUGGUAUCCGGGACAUCAGGCGCAAUCAACUCAUCGUCGAAAUAAAUGCUAUCAUUGUCAAGAUCCCGAAGCGUUUCGAGGAUGUCCUCGUCCGUAAUAGAUCCAUAAGAUCGCUGAUUUGUAAUAAUCGGAGCAGGUGUCGGUAUAGGCAUUCGAUGGGCUUCCGAAUAGAACUUAGAGUUAUUGGAAGUACUAGUCUUCGGAAUGGAUAUUGGAAGCGUCAUCGAUUUGACAGGAGAAGGGGGCAACGCUUUUGAUACUGAGACUUUGCGUUUCUUACUAGCUGGAGAGUCUUGAACGUAUCGACCGUUCGCAUGGUGAUGUUUUUGCUCCUCUUGAAUCAUACCUCCAACGAGUGCUGCCAACUGCUCCAUAUUUUUUGACAUCGUUGCGAUCUGUGAUUUGAGAUCCUUUACUUCGAGUUUCAAGGCAUCUACUUCUUGCUUUUCUGCCGGUUCGAUCUGAUUGCUCUUCUUGAUUUCCGACAAUAAAUCGGGUCGUCCUUUCAGAAAUUUCUCAUGGCGGAAUCGCCAGUACUUUGCUUCUGCAUCAUUUUCUUGGUCACGAAUACGGAUUGGGUCGGUUUUGAUCUUGCGAAAGCCGUAGAAGUUCAAUUGAC
This is a messenger RNA of Pseudo-nitzschia multistriata, 4480 nucleotides long. NCBI's taxonomy places the organism in Eukaryota, Bacillariophyta, Bacillariophyceae, Bacillariales, Bacillariaceae. The record is from the annotation of a GenBank genome assembly.